AACUUUCUACUACACAUUCUACACAACUUAUUGCUGUUGGUUUGGUUUGUUUUGUUUAACUUUGUUUGUGGCAAAAUAAUAUCGUUUUAUUUUAAUAAAUAUUAUGCCGACUUGAACUGCAAUCGGAAAAUCAAAAUGAAUCUUAAAAUAAUUGAACCCUAACUUAUUGGUAGUGUAGCAGCGACUUUAAUUUGUCACCCAACCCAAACAUUCUACAUAUCUUCUCCGUUUCGAAUUUGAACUUCAUCAAGUGAUCUGAACCAGGCUUCCUGCAGAAUGCCGGUUAGAUGUAUGUAUUUGCAGUGCAAAACUGAGGUGUAUAAAUCUAACAAAUCACUGUUUCGGUUCCCCAUCAAAAAUCCGAAGCGUUUAGAAGAAUGGAUUCAAAAUUGUGGUAAUCCCCGCAUAGCAAAAUAUUCAAAAGGUGCCCUCAAAUCCCAAUAUAUUUGCAUUGAUCAUUUUGAAAAGAAGUUCAUUAGAAAUGAAGGAGGGCAACGUAAGAGACUGACGAAAGACGCUGUGCCUAUACCUUAUGAAUGGGAUGCGUCGAAGCUGUUUACUGAUCUCCCCGCUGAAUCUACAACAGAAGAAUAUCAGACCAGUAGCAGCGGAGGUCGCUAUAGAAAAGUUCCGGUCAUCACUGAAGACUCGUGCUUGUUUGAAGACUGCAGAUUGGCUGAUGAGACUUCUGAACCGGGGUUGUCAGCAGAGCCAGGGUCGGAGUCGGACCAUCAGCAGUUGCGGGUGCAGGUGCCCUCGAGGGUCUACAGGAAACGAAUGAAAACAGACAGGACUACAGAUGUGAAUGAUGUGGAAGUGGUCCCGAGUCACCGGUGCGCGGAGUGCCACAAACCGACGAUCAAAGGGUUCCAGUGGUGGUGCGUGACGUGCGGCGCGCGGUGCGGCGCGUGCGCACUGCGCAUGGCGCACCGCGCGCACAUGCUGCUGCGCGCGCCGCUCCACGCCACAUAUGAACAAACGCGAGUCGUGAUAGCGGCCAUCCUGCAGCAGCUGCGCGCCGAGGAGCUGGUCGCGCCGCGAGAUGUCGUCAGACACGUCGACCACAACGGAGUGGAGCUGUGCGGUGGCGAGGAGCCGCUGGUGAAGACGGAGCCGGCCGACGCGGCCGCCGACCCGCUGCACGACUCCGACGAACACGACUCCGACCGGGACGACCCGGACUAUCGGGCCUGUCUGGACGCUCUACACACAGACACCUUGCCCAACCUUCCAGACUUAGACCAACGCGCGUCGGACCAAGAACACCUAGAUCGACAAUUGACAGAUCCAGAAGAUUUCGAUCAUCGCCUGUCGGAUCAAGAGGAUCGAGAUCAAUGCCAGUCUGACCAAAAAGACCUUGACCGACGCUUAUCUGAUCAAGAAAACCUCGACCAGUGCUUGUCUGACCAGAAAAAAUGUCAGCAUCAUUUAUCUGGGCGAACAGACCUCGACCAACGCUUGCUUGAUCUAUCAAAAUUAAGGAAAUCUUCGUCUGAUUUAGACCCUCUAAGCCAAACGCAAACGAUCGACUUCAGGCCAAGCAAAGAUACAGAUAACCCAGAAAAACAUUCAACAAAUCAAGAUAGUACUGAUCUACAUAGACAAUAUAGACGUAAACGUAAACUCGGGCACAACCGACCGAUCUCGAUAGACCAUCGACCAACCGAAGUCUAUCUGUCAAACAAGCCACCUGACGGCGAAUUAAUCGAUUACCAACCGUCCAACGACUGCACAUCGAUCAACCUACCAGUUUGUUACACUGAGAAAUGUUUAAGCCUCGAGGACUUCCCGCCCUCGGGUCUCGAUAACUCCGACCAAAGUGAACUAGACGUGCGAUACUCGGCCAGCAUUCGGUCAAGUAUAAGGUACUCGCCAGAUCGGUCCCGGGAACAACACGAGGAGUGGUUCUCGAUGUCGCAGUCGCACGGCCUGUACUUCCCUGAACACGUUAAGAAGGGUGCUGGUUCAAGGGUAGCCGAUAAGUCAAGCAACGAUCAGUGCCCCCUUCCACGAGUCAUCAAGCGAACCCGUGUUCGGACACGCACCGAUGACAGAAACCACGCCGUAAACGCUUCCACACGCACACAACAUACAUCCGAAAAACUUAAGUCUACGGCCAGUGCGGAACAAAACAAUGAUCCUAACAGAACACAGAAACUACAAAUUCAAGCUAACACCGAAAAGUGCACGGCUCAGCAGAAGAAAAUUAAAGUGAUCAGCAGAAAAUUCUUAGAAAAAAAGAAUAUCAAACUUUACGUAAAACGAAAACCCACAGAGGCAAAUGAUAACCCAAACUGAAUGAAGCGAAACCGAAUACAUCAGCACCACAAACAAGUAAGAGAGAGAUUUCUUACUGAAUUUUUUAAUUUAGCAGAAAAUACCCGCCAUGACGUGAGUAAUAUAAAGGCAUAUAAUUUUUACAGAGACGCGUGUUACAUGAUUGUAGUAGUGGAUGGUGCAACGUAGACGAAAACGAGGUCUUAAAAUUUCGUGACAGUCCUUAUUAAACACUUAUCUCUGGCGAAAAAAAAAACAUACUUUGGUAUAUUUACGAGUAUGUCAUGUGAUUUAUUUUUUAAGAAAUGAAUACGUUAUAUUAAACAUGUAUU
This is a messenger RNA of Cydia strobilella, 2609 nucleotides long. RefSeq lists its product as uncharacterized. Bases 277 to 2298 code for a protein of 673 amino acids. Lineage: Eukaryota; Metazoa; Arthropoda; Insecta; Lepidoptera; Tortricidae. The transcript is spliced from 9 exons. The record is from RefSeq and is a predicted model, not a curated record.